This is a messenger RNA of Cryptotermes secundus, 2999 nucleotides long. Its product is annotated as osmotic avoidance abnormal protein 3. Lineage: Eukaryota; Metazoa; Arthropoda; Insecta; Blattodea; Kalotermitidae. The transcript has 13 exons. Gene Ontology annotation, molecular function: ATP binding; microtubule binding; microtubule motor activity. Bases 1025 to 2977 code for a protein of 650 amino acids. The record is from RefSeq and is a predicted model, not a curated record. Gene Ontology annotation, biological process: microtubule-based movement.
CAGCAGGAGAAGGCUUUCUGUGUGCUCCGUUUUGAGGUGUCCAGAUCUGUGUACAGUGCAGCGUGAGUUUCGUGCACGGUUUCAAAAAGACGCGCCACACAAGAAUAACAUAAGCUGGUAGUACCGACAGUUUGUAGAUACUGGAUGCUCGUGUAAAGGCAAGAGUCGUGGUCGACCUUGUGUGUCUGAUGACAACAUCGAAAGAGUGCGUGAUGCGUUUCACCGAAGUCCCCGCAAGUCAGUGGGUAGAGGAAGCAGGGGAUUGGGCAUGCCAAAAAUGACGGUGUGGAAGGUGUUGCAUAAGUGGCUGUUUAAAACCGUACAAGAUGCGACUGGUGCAGCCCCUUAAACCAGCAGACAAAGCAAAAGGCGUGACUUUUGCGAGGAGAUGCAGUUGAAAAUGGAGGAAUAUGGCAAGGCGAACAGACACAAUGUCCAUAUCAGGGGAACCGCGCAACCACAUGCACAGAUAGAAUCACCAGCGUGACUCUCCAAAAGUCCCGUGAGAAAGUGUACGACCCAUUUAUCUUCACGGAAGCAACUGUGACAGGCGACUCAUUUUUGAACAUGUUAGAACGCUGGUUGUUACCCCAACUGAAUACCAAUCAUGACAAUUACAUUCUACAACUGGACGGAGCUCACCCCACCCCCCCAUUUUCACAGGAAUGUACGGGUGUUUCUCAAUUGUGGUCUUCCACAGCGCUGAAUUGGAUGUGCUGCUGCAAAUGGAGACAACAACCUUCUCCCUUGGCCACCCCGUUCGCCAGAUCUUAUGCCGUGCAAUUCCUUUUUUUUGGGAGGUUCAUUAAAGACAGCGUUUAUGUACCACCAUUGCCCACGUCCAUCCAUGAACUUCGUGAUAGGAUAACGCAUGCGCUGCAGGCUGUUACAGUGGACAUGCUACACCAGAUCUGGGAUGAGUUUGAUUACCAUGUGGAUGUGUGUUGUGUGACCCAGGGUGCACAUAUUGAAGGCUUGUAAUUAGCGCAUGAGAAACUUGGACAGCUGACGCCGCUGAUGGUGUAUGUUGUGCCUGUAUCUGUCAAUGCAUCCAGUUCAGAAUGUGUUGGAUUGUGAGAAACUCAUGGAACGAGGCUGGAAGAACAGAGCUACAGGGUCAACAUUGAUGAAUGCUGACUCAUCAAGAUCACAUUCAAUAUUCAGCAUCAACCUGGAAAUGAUGCCACUCUGUGCUCUUGAAGAUGGUGGCUGUUCUGAUGAUGGAGACCACAUCCGUCAGGGCAAGCUGAACCUUGUUGAUCUUGCUGGUAGUGAACGACAAGCCAAGACAGGUGCCACUGGCGAGAGAUUAAAAGAAGCUACCAAAAUAAACCUAUCAUUAUCUGCCUUAGGGAAUGUGAUAUCAGCUCUAGUGGAUGGAAAGUCCAAACACAUUCCCUACAGAGACUCCAAAUUGACAAGGCUUUUACAGGAUUCACUGGGAGGCAACACAAAAACUCUCAUGAUUGCAUGUCUCUCACCUGCUGACAACAACUAUGAUGAAACAUUGAGUACAUUGCGCUAUGCAAACCGUGCGAAGAACAUUAAGAACAAGCCAAGGAUAAAUGAGGAUCCAAAGGAUACAAUGCUUAGGGAAUACCAGGAAGAGAUUAAGAAGCUGAGACAGAUGCUUGAGACGACCAGCUCUAGCAGAAAUACAGCGAUAUUGAUGACUGAUGAGAAGGUUCUGGCAGAGGAACGUGAGAAAGUUCGGCUUGAGUAUGAGAAUGAAAUGAAGAAGAUGCGAGAACAGUACCUGGCUGAACAGGACCACAAGACAAAGCUUCAGUUGGACAUGGAUAAGCUGAAACGACAGUAUGAAGAAGAACUUGAGAGAAUAAACAAACAAGUUACCACUCAUGCAAGUGCCAAAUCUCAAAUUGUUGGAGCCAAAACUCCAUCAGAACUCAUUGUGACUGAGGCCCUUAAGGGUGAGAAUCCAGCCAUUAGUCCAUCUCAACAAGAAGUACUACUGAGGUUGCAGAAGUUGCAGAAAAGCAUGGUAGGUGGAGAGCGUGCCAAUGACCGUGAACUGAAAGAAAAACGGCUCAGGAAGAAGAAAGCAGCUGAACGCCGCCUUCAGGCCCUGGCCAAGGUUCUGUCAAAGGUUGAAGAUGAUGAUGGAGUGUUUCUGCAGGUUUAUGAUGAUAUCCAGCAAGAACUGAGCCUUAAGACUGACGCCCUUAGAAAAAACAAGAUGAAGGUUCGGGCAUUAGAAAGAGAAAUAUCCGAUCUCCAGAGUGAGUUUGAGAAUGAAAGAACAGACUACCUGGAGACAAUAAGGAAACAAGUUCGUUUACAGAAGCUAUAUCUUCAAAUUGUUGAAAAAAUAUUGCCAACUUUAAAAAAGGAAUGUAAUUAUAGUAAUUUGGAGAAAAUAAAGAGUGAGGCUGUUUGGAAUGAUGAGUCUCAGAGCUGGAAACUUCCCGAACUAAUCAUAACUAGGACAAAACUACCUCCAGCUGGGGUGCAGCCAAGUCUGUUAACUUUACGGCCAAGUUCUGCUCAUAAUGGAACCUCAAAUAGGAGUAGUAGCUCCAGCCGUAAGUCAGGAAAAUCCAAUAGCAGUCCUCCAUCAGAUAAGAGGAUCAGUUCUCCUGACAUGGAUGAUGAAAAUAGAGUGAUAUUUAAGAAGCUACAGAAGAGUGAACAGGAAGACAUUGCUGGAAACUAUUUCAAGCCAAAACGAGCUGUUGAGUUGUUAAAUAGAGCCAAAGAAGAUGCCAGCAGAGCUUUCAGUACGUGGAAGGAGUACACAAAUCGUCAUAAAGGAAACAACGGCACAAAUGGUCUGAACAAUAUUCUAAACAUAAGCCAAUCACAGAAUGGUUUACACUCCUCACUGAAUGCUCUGAAUCUAAAUUCAUCCAUUUCAGCAGUGAAUGGGAACAAUAUUCUCAACAGCUCUUGGAGUUCCAGUCCAAAUGGUAAUGGACUGACUACAACUCAUGGUAAUAGUUGGUUAGGUCAGUGUUAAUAUCUAGGCUGAGGAACUGUUA